UGCGCCCAGGAUCGCGCAGCCCGUGCUUGGGACGGUCUGCCGCUGCCCGGGCGAAUCAGGGACCCCAAAGGGCGCGCGGAGCGGGGGCCUGGCAGAGCGCGGACGAGGUCAGGAGGUCGCGGGGUGCAGCGGGCGGUGGCCGAGGACCCGCGGCUCGGGUCUGCCGCGCCGCACCCGCAAAACGCGCCUGGGAGACUCGCCCGCGCCGCGCAGAGGGGGCUCCCUGCACCCCGGCCAAGUCUUUCCGAGAAAGCCCAGUAGUGCCUGGUUCAAGAUGGGGUCCCAGGUCUCGGUGGACACGGGAGCCCUGCACGUGGUGAUCGUGGGCGGGGGCUUUGGUGGGAUCGAGGCCGCCAGCCAGCUGCAGGCACUGAACAUCCCCUUCCUGCUGGUGGACAUGAAGGACUCCUUCCACCACAACGUGGCUGCCCUCCGGGCCUCUGUGGAGAGCGGGUUCGCCAAAAAGACGUUCAUUUCCUAUUCGGUGACUUUCAAGGACAACUUCCGGCAGGGCCUGGUGGUGGGGAUAGACCUGAAGAAUCAGACGGUGCUGCUGCAGGGUGGCGAGGCCCUGCCCUUCUCACAUCUCAUCCUGGCCACGGGCAGCAGUGGGCCCUUCCCUGGCAAGUUCACCAAGGUUUCCAGUCAGCAGGCCGCCAUCCAGGCCUAUGAGGACAUGGUGAAGCAGAUCCAGCGCUCACAGUUCAUCGUGGUGGUGGGCGGAGGUUCCGCUGGAGUGGAGAUGGCAGCAGAGAUUAAGACAGACUACCCUGACAAAGAGGUCACUCUCAUCCACUCUCAAGUACCCCUGGCUGACAAGGAGCUCCUGCCCUGCGUGCGGCAGGAGGUGAAGGAGAUCCUCCUUAGGAAGGGCGUGCAGCUGCUGCUGAGUGAGCGGGUGAGCAACCUGGAGGAACUGCCUUUCAAUGAGUAUCGGGAGUACAUCAAAGUGCAGACAGACAAGGGCACGGAGGUGGCCACCAACCUGGUGAUUCUCUGCAACGGCAUCAAGAUCAACAGUUCUGCCUACUCCAGUGCAUUUGCAGAGGGCCGGCUGGCCAGCAGCGGUGCUCUGCGGGUGAACGAGUUCCUCCAGGUGGAGGGCUAUAGCAACAUCUAUGCUAUUGGUGACUGCGCUGAUGUGAAGGAGCCCAAGAUGGCCUAUCACGCCGGCCUCCAUGCCAAGGUCGCUGUGACCAACCUCGUCAACUCCAUGAAGCAGAGGCCCCUCAAGGCCUACAAGCCAGGUGCGCUGACCUUCCUCCUGUCCAUGGGCAGAAACGACGGCGUGGGCCAGAUCAGUGGCUUCUACGUGGGUCGGCUCAUGGUGCGGCUGGCCAAGAGCAGGGACCUGUUUGUCUCCACAAGCUGGAAAACCAUGAGGCAGUCCCCUCCUUGAUGGGGAGGCCAAGUGGGAGACGUGUCACUGCCGCAGAUGGUGACGGACCUCAGGACAAAGGCACCCGCCUGACAAGUGCCAAAGCGCACAGGAAUAAGAUGCUAAUGAUGUGCAAUCUGGAAGGACAGCACCUGCGAGGCCAAACGUG
Messenger RNA from Sciurus carolinensis (gray squirrel), 1547 nucleotides. RefSeq names its product apoptosis inducing factor mitochondria associated 2 (gene Aifm2). Lineage: Eukaryota; Metazoa; Chordata; Mammalia; Rodentia; Sciuridae. Bases 275 to 1399 code for a protein of 374 amino acids. The transcript has 9 exons. Gene Ontology annotation, molecular function: electron-transferring-flavoprotein dehydrogenase activity; flavin adenine dinucleotide binding. Gene Ontology annotation, cellular component: cytoplasm; mitochondrion. The record is from RefSeq and is a predicted model, not a curated record. Gene Ontology annotation, biological process: positive regulation of apoptotic process; apoptotic mitochondrial changes.